Molecule: messenger RNA, 513 nt
Organism: Amorphotheca resinae ATCC 22711
Lineage: Eukaryota; Fungi; Ascomycota; Leotiomycetes; Helotiales; Amorphothecaceae
Exons: 2
Coding region: 1-513 (170 amino acids)
Source: RefSeq, a predicted model, not a curated record
AUGAAGCACUCCGUCAAGGGCUUCAGCGGCCGAGCAUCGGCCACGCAAUGGUUGAAGUGGUUUGUUAGAUCCACUGUCAAGGAAGGAGCCAUCCGUGCCUUAUGUAUGAUGAAGUCGCUCCAUCUUCACAGCACACCGUCUGUUGCCGUCUAUUACCGCCUGGACGAUGAUCUACAAAACCCAGCACAGAAUUUUGCGGUGUCGGUGCCGUCAUUAUUCCGUGCUAUCGCCGCUGAGAGGAAAGCUCCACGCCACGCUCGGGACAAAGAACAUCGAGCGUAUUCCGUAUUGGUGCCCGACCUUGUGGAUCUUGAAGAAUCCUUGGUACAAUCUGUACCGACCCUGGUUGUACAUGAGUGCCAGAGAGUGGGACGCCAUCGAUGUAAGUGGGAUGUCGGGGUAAAAUCGCUUCGUAUUGGCAAAUGGUUAUCGCUUCUGGUUGCUACGUUCCAGCUCGGUGCGGUUUUCAAAUGGGCGAAGCGAAAUAUCAAAAUAUCGAAUCGCUCGAAUUGA